CCGUUGUAGGGGCCCUGGUACCACUGGACUCCGGGGUCAGAAGAGGUCAAUAUCUGUCGUGCAAGAGCUUACAGGAAAAAAAGGCUUGUUUAAACUGCUUAUCUUAGGCGGGUAUCUCAGUUGGGUCUGGUACCAGGUUUUUCGUUUGUACUUGUUUGUCUGUGAAUUGUGGUGUGGAUUUGUUUUUUAUGCGAGUCAGGCACUUUGACGCAGUCCGCGGAUGUAUAUAUACGAUAUGUACGAGGAGGUCUAUCUCUUUCAGGACUAACGUAGCUGAAUAUCACCCGGCAUUCCGGAGUGUAGGGGAUGGACAGCACGGAAAUGGGAGUGACGAGGUUCGACAAGGAGGAUGUAAGCAGGCCGUCUACUUCACAAGAUCCUGACCUGCAAAAGCGAAUUGAUGAACUUGGAAAGGACCUAGCUACGGUCUCCGCGUUUGUCCAGACAGAAAUGGCGAGGAAAGCGGAGGAGGAACGUUUGACGAAAGAAGCAGAGGAGGAAGAACAGUGUAAGGCGGAUGAGAAGCUGCAGCGGGAGAAGAAAGAACACAAGAGGUUGGAAAAGCGGCGGAAAGAAGAGGAGCACGUCGCGGAUAUUGAAAAGAAGGUGAAGUUACAAGUGGCGAUCUAUAUAUCUGAUCAAGGGUCGAGCUCGGAGAGAGACAAAAGUGAGGAAGCUACCAAGGAGAUUCGCGCGAAGACCGGGCGUUUGGUGAUUAGCGAGAAGCGUAAAAGAGGCCCCGAGUCGGACUUCGAAGGAAGCCCACCGAUGCUGACUCCUGCCAAGCGCACACCGAAGACGAGCAAGCCGAGACGGACAGGGGGGACGGUACGUGUCACCCGUUCGAGGGCGCAAGUUAAAACGAAGCUUUCCCCAUAUGUGGAGAAAGCGAAGAAGAGCUCGAGGCAGUCGGGUACGGUUGCUAAGCUUCGAUUUCGAAACCAAGCGAUAGAAGAGCUCCGUGGACUUGAUGCACAUGAUCUCCAAGCUAUCUGCAAAGAGGAGGGGAUAGCGUACAAUGGCAAAAUCGAUGCCAUUUUCGACAUCGCCAGUCAUCGGACACGAAAGGCGUUCGGAGAGGUAGAGCCGAUUGACUUGUCAGGCGUGAUGGGCGAGACGGAGGGCGAUACUACGGCAGUGGGGGAGGAGGGGAAUGAAGCAGAGGCGUGAGGUGGGUACGGAACAAACGAGAUAUGGCGCA
This is a messenger RNA of Chara braunii, 1201 nucleotides long. Lineage: Eukaryota; Viridiplantae; Streptophyta; Charophyceae; Charales; Characeae. The record is from the annotation of a GenBank genome assembly.